This is a messenger RNA of Scomber scombrus (Atlantic mackerel), 4589 nucleotides long. It is a transcript of the gene sppl3, whose product is annotated as signal peptide peptidase 3. Bases 426 to 1586 code for a protein of 386 amino acids. The record is from RefSeq and is a predicted model, not a curated record. Gene Ontology annotation, molecular function: aspartic endopeptidase activity, intramembrane cleaving. Gene Ontology annotation, cellular component: lumenal side of endoplasmic reticulum membrane; cytoplasmic side of endoplasmic reticulum membrane; Golgi-associated vesicle membrane. The transcript is spliced from 11 exons. Gene Ontology annotation, biological process: membrane protein proteolysis. Lineage: Eukaryota; Metazoa; Chordata; Actinopteri; Scombriformes; Scombridae.
AAAGCUGAACGUCUUCCAUAACAGCUAGGGGUGCAGACCUGAGGAAUAACCGACUGUAUACUGGACACAUCGUGCUGAAUAUGGAUUUACAGUGGGUGUAGCAUCGUUGGAAGACCGAGCCUUCUCGGCUGAGGUGACGGCAGGACAUUUGCAAAAACCGACGAAAAUAACAUCAGUGUUUUUUUUCUCGGGGUGCUUUGUCUUGUCCACCUAACGAUAGCAGACCAUCAUUCCCAUUUCAAUUGCAAGAUAUUCAGCUGGUGGUUACUAGCUACCGCCGCCGCCGGGAUGUGUCACCAUGUUGUCACCUAAAAGUAACUGCUAGGACGUCGGAUUGUGAAGGAAAAGCAGAAAACGUCUCCCGAGGUCCCAACGGGUUGUCACUGGGACCUGAAUCUGUCGCGGAGCCCACUGUUUUCGGCGAUAUGGCGGAGCAGGGCUACUCAUCCUGGGCGUACUCCCUAGUUGACUCCAGCCAGGUGUCCACCUUCCUCAUUUCCAUCCUUCUCAUCGUCUAUGGCAGCUUCAGGUCAUUAAACAUGGAUUGUGAGAACCAGGAGAAGGAUAAAGAUGGUAACCCCACGCCGGGGUUCAAUAACGGCAACACAAACAACAGUGAGUGUUACUCACAUGGUAUUCAGACUAUAGACUCCACACAAGCACUGUUCCUACCCAUAGGAGCCUCUGUAUCUCUGCUUGUCAUGUUCUUCUUCUUUGACUCAGUUCAGGUGGUCUUCACCAUUUGCACUGCAGUUCUUGCAACAAUUGCAUUUGCAUUCCUCUUGUUGCCAAUGUGCCAGUAUCUGACCAGACCCUGCGCCCCACAGAACAAGAUUUCGUUUGGCUGCUGUGGGCGUUUUACUCUGGCCGAGCUCCUGUCCUUCUCCCUCUCGGUUAUGUUGGUGCUCAUCUGGGUGCUGACUGGACACUGGCUUCUCAUGGACGCUUUAGCCAUGGGCUUGUGUGUCGCCAUGAUCGCCUUUGUGCGGCUUCCCAGUCUGAAGGUGUCUUGCCUGCUGCUGUCAGGACUGCUCAUUUAUGAUGUGUUCUGGGUGUUUUUCUCAGCCUACAUCUUCAAUAGUAAUGUGAUGGUCAAAGUUGCCACCCAACCUGCUGAAAAUCCCAUAGACGUUCUGUCCAGGAAGCUCCACCUGGGCCCAGGGAUGGGCCGUGACGUCCCACGCCUCUCCUUACCUGGCAAACUGGUCUUUCCCAGUUCCACAGGAAGUCAUUUCUCAAUGCUGGGAAUAGGAGACAUUGUGAUGCCGGGGCUGCUGUUAUGCUUCGUCCUGCGCUAUGACAACUACAAGAAACAAGCAAAUGGGGAGGUCCCAGGACCUAACACGUCCGGACGCAUGCAGCGCGUCUCCUAUUUCCACUGCACUCUCAUUGGAUACUUUGUGGGUCUGCUGACCGCCACUGUGGCCUCCAGGAUCCAUCGUGCUGCUCAGCCAGCUCUGCUCUACCUGGUGCCCUUCACCCUGCUGCCUCUGCUCACUAUGGCCUACCUGAAGGGGGAUUUGCGACGCAUGUGGUCCGAGCCCUUCCACGCCAAGACCAGCAGCUCCCGCUUCCUGGAGGUAUGAUGCACCCUGGGAAUAACCGACCAGCGCAGGGAGGACUGCGGAUCCUUACCCUUAAUAAGAGGGAAGGAGAGAGGGCACACUCACAGUGAGGCCAUGUUGUCAUCACUUGUUCAUGCUUUCCGCCAAUCUUCUGUGAAAACCCUCAGAAGGACACCAGUGUGUGGAUCACAACGCCCCAACACGACUCAUCUUUGGUCCCUACAUCCUCCCCGUUUCAUCUCCGCUUCCUCUUUUCUGUUUAUUUCCUCUUCAUUAUAGCACAUCCUGCCUGUGCUGUUUUUGUUCCACAGCCCCUCCCUCUCUUUUUUUUUUUCCUUUUUCCCCCUCUUCAGCUCUCUUCUAUAGUUGCUCUCAUUUGCCACUCCCCUCCCACGGCCCGUUGUAUUUCGUCAGGCCUCUUCUCUCUGCGUUUUCCUUCUUUCUCUGCGUCUUUAAUUUCCUAUUGCAUCCCUGUUUGUCACCGACUCAGAUGAACUCGAGAGCCAGGCCUCCCCCCUUUUUGUGGACUUACGGUUGUGAGACAUGGCUGGGGUUUAUAUAUAUUUUUUUAGCAUUGUCGUGGUCAUCAUUAUUAUUAUUAUUAUUAAUAUUAUUAUUAUGGAACGAGUUAAACAAACAGAAGAGGUGGAGUGUUGCAGAGGCACAGGACAGUGCUCGAGAGCGACAGCAGCACAGAAAAGGAGAAGAGUCUUCCCCCUUCCAUCCGUUUCCCCCCCAUCCGCUUUCUUCAUCUGUCCAUCAUCCCACCACCAUGUCUUCUCCCAAGCGUUCCUCCUCUGACACUCCCUGCGAGCCCCCCCGCCCUCCUCCUCUCUGUUCAUCUGCUGUUCCCAUUCCCCACCCUCACAGAUAACUAUGUAUUUUAUUUAGAAAAGUUUUAUUCUUGGCAUAUACAGAAAUGAUGCAUUAUAAAUUGUUAAACCGCCCCUUAUGUUGAAGGGGGCGCUUCUAUUUGUAUAUAUGUGUACACAUGUAUUUGCGGUAUCUUGAGUUUGUAUUUGUGUUCGGGAGCAUGUUGAUUAGGGUGGGAAACUAAAGCCAGCCAGCAAUUGUGUCGAGUCGAUCAGAGAUCAUCCAUCAUUCGGAGGUUGUUUUCUAAAGUUUGUUAGCUGGUGAUGGAAACGCAGCUAAAGGACUUUUAGAAAAAAAUAAAAACAAAAAAAAAUCAUGGCUGGUUGAUGAAGAAGUUAGUUUCCUGCUCUAGUGUGAGUGUGUAUGUGCGUAUGUGCGUGCGUGCGUGCGUGUGUGUGUGUGUGUGUGUGUGUGUGUGUGUGUGUGAGAGCGCGAAACAGAUGUUUUGUUUUAACUGGUUUUAAUUUCACAUCAUGAACAUGUUGAAAACAGUGACAAUAGUCAGGUUUCCAUUGACCACUGAGUGUGUUGGAUCAAACUGUCAUAAACACAUGAUAUGUCUAAUGGAAACAGUUUGUGUCUAAUCUUGUGAAGUAAAUACCUGAAAACACAUUUUCAACAAGGGUCAAUUCAUCUUUUUAUCAGUCUUUUGCAGACAGGUGGAAAUGUACACAGUGUUUGUUUUUUGUUUUUUUUGGGGGGGGGGGGUUUCAAAUAAAUGAAUGUUGAAUUAAUUUUAAGGUGUUACUUUCAUCAUGAAAACACGUCAUGCAUCAAGCUGGGUUUUCUACUGAAUUUCUGUUGUGCACCCUAAAUUAUUGUAAGAGAGACAAAACUUUUUAUCUUUCACGAGUCCAUAAAAUGUCUGAGCACGAUGACAUUAGAUCAGUUUUUAUAUAUUUUGACAAAAGACAAGUCAAUGGAAACAAACAGCACAUGUUUACUUCGUCUGAACUUUGUAAAUGUCAGUGUUUCACCUCAGUCCAUGAAGACCUGACUAUUGUGAAAUUUUGGACUUGAAGCCUAAAAGAUGAGGGUCAGUAGGAUAUGAAGAUGUUCUGUGGUUAGAUCCAUGUGUAAUUACAGAUAGAAGGUUGUCUGAGUGGAUGAUUAAGUGUGUGUGUGUGUGUGUGAUCAAAUAACAUAGUCUGUUUGGACCCAGGGAGGGGAGAAAAUCACUUUAUGCCCUUCAGAAAUUGAAAAAUGGAAAUUAGGAAUUAAAGCUAACCCAUAGUAUGUUUUUACUGUCAUCAUUUGGUACUUGACAGUCUUCGUCUUUUUUUUUUUAUUUACUUUUGUCCUUCCACUGUUUUGUGGUGCUUGUCAGUUAAUAUCUAAUGUAUACUGGAAGUAUGAGUGAUCGCACGGCAGGAAGUCGGAGAGAUGUACGGAUGACUCGGUUUGCUGGCUUUUUAAUUUUGUUUUGUUGGUUUUUUUACUAUCUGGACGUGCAUGUUAAAUGUAAAGUGUAUCAUUUCUCAGACUGCAUUAACAGGGCUACUGCAGUUUUGAAUCUCUGCUGGCCGACACCAAGGCACUGGACCUAUGAGCUGGCCUACACAGAGCAGUGUCAGCAGGUGGGACUUGUCAGGUCAGAAAGACUGCGAUUGGUCAGCUCUGACUGAUUCACAAAGGCUGAAUUUUAGGACCUGAGUACAGGUCGGGACAUCCAGCCUGCCUGUCGUCCAAACUUGGACUUAAUGGAACCACAAACUCCCCUCACCUCUUCAUGGACAUGGCGAGAAAAUACAUAGAUUUAUAUACAUAUAUAUACGUAUAUGUGUAUAUAUACAUAUAUAAAUGUUGACGAUCAUGGUGAUGAUAACAAAAAAAAGUUUCAUUUUUUUAUAGAAAAUGGAUUUCUUUUUACCCCUUUGUAAAUUUUUUCUUUUAGUGCUUUAGUUUUUUUAAAAUUUUCUUUUCCACCUCUUCUCCCCUCCAGCAGAGGAUCCCAGCUCUGUUGGUGCAUCGACAUUACAGCUGAAUGGAUUCUGUAUAGAAAAAUGGUGAAUAAAUAAAUUUAAGAACUGUGUAGUGAAACAUGAAUCCUGAAGCGCUCAAUCUAAAACACUUUGUCUCCUUUUAACCCCCCCCCCUCCUCCCUUCUGCCCUCUCCCGUUCUUUCCCUUCUUGUUCAGGAUUCUGCUGUAA